Molecule: messenger RNA, 1834 nt
Organism: Haliotis rufescens (red abalone)
Lineage: Eukaryota; Metazoa; Mollusca; Gastropoda; Lepetellida; Haliotidae
Product: L-threonine ammonia-lyase-like
Exons: 4
Coding region: 345-1310 (321 amino acids)
Biological process (GO): L-serine catabolic process; L-threonine catabolic process
Molecular function (GO): threonine deaminase activity; L-serine ammonia-lyase activity
Source: RefSeq, a predicted model, not a curated record
AGCUUAACAUAAUGUCUGGUUUGUUUAUUUCAAUGCGCAAGCGUAUUGGCAGACAUGUGAUGGAUCAAAAACCCCACAGUUUACGUGCCCCAGACAAGCACUUUGUUAGACUGAACAUAGCAUCAGGGCCAAGCAGCUGAUCUUUCAUUCCGGAAACGACAACAGGAUCACAAAGUUGUCAUCCCUGCUGGAAAAGUGUUCAUACAAACUUGACCUUGGCCGUUGUUGGGCGAUUGUUUUUCCUUGUACCAAGAACGUUUGUUCCGCGAUAUCGCCAAACGCACAGAACGCAUUUGCAGAAACGAGCGCCGCAACAUCCCACUGUGACAAACGGACCUGCUGUUAUGUCGCUCGACACGGUGUGUCUGCAAGAGGUGGAGGAGGCGAGAUCCAGACUACGAACCAGCAUAAGAAAGACUCCCCUUGUCCCUUUGAACAAUGGCGAAACAGACUCACAGACAAAGAUCUUCCUGAAACUAGAGAAUCUUCAUCCGAUAGGAUCCUUCAAGAUACGCGGUGCCUGCAAUGCUGUAGAACUGUUGCCCAAAGCCAAGCUUCAGAGUGGAGUCUACACUGCCAGUGCCGGAAACUUCUCCCAAGGACUGGCAUGGAACGCGCAAAGGCUCGGAGUUCCUUGUGAAAUCAUUGUUCCCGAACACGCCCCUAGAGCCAAACUGGAACCAACAGAAAGACUUGGAGGCAAGGUGACUCGGGUAGCGUACGACAGGUGGUGGCAGGUGAUCAUGGAACAUCACUAUGAAGAUGCCUCUGGGACCUUUAUACACCCAGUAUGUGACAGGGCGGUCAUCGCUGGCAAUGGCACCAUUGGUUUGGAAAUUUUGGAAGACCUUCAAGAAGUUGAUUCCAUUAUUGUCCCUUAUGGGGGUGGUGGGUUGUCAAGUGGAAUAGCCCUGACUGUGAAAGCAAUACGUCCUCAGACCAAAGUGUAUGCAGUCGAAGUUGACACAGCGGCGCCAUUGUCCGCUGCCCUUGCGGCAGGAAAACCUGUACCAUGUUCUUACACUCCUACUUUUGUGGACGGAAUGGGAUCCAAAUCAGUUCUGGAUGAAAUGUGGCCGUUGGUCAGCAAAGUACUUGACGGUUCUAUAGUUGUCUCCCUUGAAGACAUUGCUAAUGCUGUGAGACUAUUGGCUGAGAGGAAUCACGUGAUUGCUGAAGGGGCGGGGGCUGCAGCAGUGGCGGCUGCUCUGACAGGGCGGGCAGGGGAGGGAAAUAUUGUAUGCAUUAUUUCAGGGGGCAAUAUUGACAUUGAUGUUCUCAUAAAUAUUUUACAAGGGAAAACUCCAUAACCCAUAAGACUUUGUACAGAAAUAAUGUGUAUUUUCCAUUUGGCAUAUUAUAUCAUACCAAGUUAUGACAGUAGCAGUUAUCUUUGGAAUCUUUAUUCCCAGUACUCACCUGUAUGAAAUUAACAUAAGGGUACCUUGAAACCCGCUAUUAGGUAGUCUUGAUUGACAUUCUUUGUUUAUACUAUAAACAGUUAACCAAAGGUAAGCUCUGACCAUACAACAUUCUUCUGAAAUUCCUUACACAUGUCUUUUUGAUUUUCUGAAAAGUGUGUUUUCUCCCUAUGACUUUGCCAGUGUGAGCUUAUAUUAGCACUGAAACUUAAUAUCCCUUGUCCUAAUUUAUUGAACAUAUCAAUAUCAUUUUCACAUAAUGUUUUACAUGUGUAGCAGCCAUAAAACUUUGAUGGGAUUCGAACCAUGGACCUUCUAAUCCGAGGCCGGACGCCUUGUCCACAUGACCAAAGAGGUUAACCCCGUCAGCAAGCUGACAUGGUAAGGAUGUCAUCUGUGGGAUGACUCCAUGC